AUGCAACUAGCGUUUCUGGACUUUGAAGCCGCGUUCGACUCUCCUCACCGAGGCCGUCUUCUCAACGCGCUCCGCGCCGACGGAGUACCAGGAAAAUUCGUUCCCUUGCUUGAUGACAUGAAUCAACGAACAACUGCUGCAUGCACCGACGAUGUUGUUAUAUUCGCGGAAAGCAGUACGAAACUUCAACAUGUUGUCAACCUUGUAUCGAAGCUGGCUGCAGCCUAUGGACUACGCCUACGCCCUGAUAAAUGCAAGCAGAUGUGGAUCUCUUCGAGACCAGGAACGGGAAUCAGGGUGGACGAACAACCGAUAGGACUCGUCGAUGAGUUCUGUUACCUUGGCUGUACGCUGAAGAACAACGGCAGCUACGAGAGAGAUGGUCAGCAAAGAUGCGCUAAGGCCAUUUCUGCAUUUGACUCCUUAACGAGAUGCCUGUGGUCGACCCCCAUCACCAACGAAGUCAAGCUGCGAGUCUACCUAUCCGCAAUUCGCCCCAUCAUGAUGUACGGAUCGGAGACUUGGGCAGCACCAUUAACAGUUAAGGAGAGGCUUGACUGCACGGAACGAAAGCUGCUUAGACGGCUACUUGGCUACUUUUGGCCUGUCACAAUAAAGAUCUUUACGCAGAAAUUGAUGUGCAGACCGGCAGAUAGCCUUGUUCAACGAGUUCUGAGGAGUUCGUCGGGUUCGAACUGGAAGAAGCCACCUGACCGAAAACGGAAGUUCUGGACUGAGGUUGUGAAAGAGGAGCUGAUGACACUCGGCGUGGGUAGGCAGUUCAGGCGAGACAAGAUCGAGAAGGUUGGGCAGAGCUGUGUUCAAGGACGGCACACCUCGGCGAAGAUGCGGGUAAUCGUGUCAGGCGAUGACAUCAGCCCGCCGAUUAAGUCAAGUAAGUCAUUGCCGCACGCCAUGGACUGGUGGAUGGAUAGAGACGAUAUUGCAGCCGUGAAGUUAAUUGAAACAGAGGACUUGAGUGGAGAUGGUUUCCUGCUCGCAUUCGUCGACACAAAUGCAAAGAAGUAUUUGGAACGUUACGGGCACCGAGGAAUAGUGUUUGAUGACGCUUUCAACGAGUACUUCCAAGAGCUAAAUCCCCAGUAUGUGAUGACAGACGACACAUACGUCUUUUACAAUACUUUCAAGGCGGUGUUUCCUGCGAGUCGGGCUGCCAAAGUGUUCUGUUCGUGUCACAUUAGCCAAGCGUUGCAGAGGAAGCACAAAGAGCUGUUGAAAUGCGUACGAGGUGGUUCCGAUAUGUCCUGGCGACGCAAGAGAAACGUACAACGUCACAAAGAGGCAUUGAUGAGAUACAAAGACGCACCGGCUGCAAUCACGAAAGCAACGGAAAACCUUUGGAAAGUAGUCUCCAGUUGUCGUAAUGGAGUUGCAUAUGAGGUGACUAUCAACGAUUCGCCUUGUGACUGUAGUGAAGAGAGAUUGACGAUGAAAACGGAGAGGAAAAGGAAUGGAAAGAAAUUCAUAGAUGACGAUAGUGAUCUGGAGGAAGAGGCGCGAAAUAUCCUGCAAACGGAUCGUAAACUGCUCCAGAAUUGUUUCAUCUGUGGUAAAAGGAAUCCAGAUGCGAAUGAUGACGAUUAA
Messenger RNA from Necator americanus (New World hookworm), 1605 nucleotides. RefSeq lists its product as uncharacterized. The record is from RefSeq and is a predicted model, not a curated record. Lineage: Eukaryota; Metazoa; Nematoda; Chromadorea; Rhabditida; Ancylostomatidae. The transcript is spliced from 10 exons. The coding region runs from base 1 to 1605 and encodes 534 amino acids.